UCCCGACACAAACUCCGUGGCUCGCCAUUCUUGCUCGCCUGCUCGCCGUCUUGGCUCUCCGGCGCUGCCCCCCGCCGCCUUCCUCGCUCCCCCGCCCCAUGCCGCCUUCCUCCCCAGAAUCACGCUCUGAUGCUGCCGGCUCGUCCCCCUCCUUGUUUCCCACCGUCUCAAGCUUCAAUUUUUGCCACAUCGCCGGUGGUUGAUCUGCGGGCAGGAUUGCGGGCGGCGGCCUGGAGCGGCAGUACGCAAGCUCUGACUCCAUCCCAAGCCAGCCGGCACACCCGUCGAGGAGCUCUGCCAGCCGCUGCCCUAGCGCCCGCGGCCGUCAACGCGUGGUCGGGCGCCGCGUCGAUGUUGUCGCUGCUCGGCGCCGCCGUCGCCGACUCAUGGCUCGGGCGGUACCGCACCAUCGCCGCCUCCUCCGUACUCUACAUCAUGUGGCACAAAGCCGAGCUACCUUGGCGUGCAGAAGAGGCCCCCCACCCUUGCCUUGUGCCCGACAACCAACAACAGCGUGCCGACGUCCGAGAGGAUAAGCAAUUCCAAUCACUACGCUCACCCAUGGUAACCAUCGGUGUUUAGUUCUUUCACCAUUGAUCAUGAACAACAUUAUAUGAUAAAUUCAGUGAGUAAGAAAUUGCAGAGUCCCAAAUAUGAUAAAAAUGACAUCUGCAUUUUCUAAAAACAAUUUAGUUGCAAGACAAUGUCAAUUACCUGAAGCAGCACAUUCGGAUUUGUAUUCACUCAAGGUUGAUAUUUUGUAGUAUUCACUCAAUGUCAAUAGAAUGACUAAAUAUAUUUAUAAAACAAUGUAAAUGUUGUUUAGCUUGAAUUGUCACUUUCGUAAUGUCAUGCAUCUUACCACUGAUGUGUUUCUAGAAAAAAUAAUUAUUACUCCUAAUUCAGUCUUGGAACAUUUUUGUCUUCAUUUUCAAGUCUUUCUUUUUUUAUUCCAGUAGCAUGAUGAGCUUGAAACACUAGGAGUAGCAUGUUUGGUUCAGUAUUUUCAUGUUCAGUUAACUGUGAGCAGCUAGCAAGUGAUCGAUGGAGAGUCCUCUCUGCAUGUUUUGAUUGAUUAGUACAAACAGAGAUGAACUCGGUCAGCGGUCAAUUUUGAUUUGGAAUUCUGCCUGUUACUUCUUUCCUUUACUGACAUUAAUACAAAAAAAUGACAUGUAAUUGCUCCUUUCCCUUUCUCUGUUUCUUUUCCUUUCUUUGCUUGGAGGGCGCUGCUGCUCUUCUUUCUCUUUCUCUGCUUCGAAGGUGGUGCCGCUUGGAGGGUACUGCUGCUUGGAGGAUGUUGCUGGUCGUCUUUCCCUUUCUCUGCUUCUUUCCCUUUCUUUGCUUGGAGGGUGCUGCUGCCCUUCUUUCUCUUUCUCUGCUUCGAAGGUGGUGGUGCUGCUGCUACUGCUUGUAGGGUACUGCUGCUUGGAGGAUGUUGCUGGUCUUCUUUCCCUUUCUCUGCUUGGAGGGUGCUGCUGCUCCUCUUUCUCUUUCUCCGCUUCAAAGGUGCUGCUGCUGCUGCCUCGAGGUCUGCUGCUGCUAUAAGUGCUAAGUGUCAUGAAGCUUCGAGCUAACGUGUUGACAUCAUAGUUUUGAUAUUCUUCCUCCACGCCUUCUAUCAAUUCCCUUAUGCUUUGAGGUGCUCUGCAAUCAGUAUGCGACUGGAGAGACCUGAAGAAGCAGAGAUCAAGAAUAUUCAGAAGAAGAAAGGUAAAUUUCAGCAUUCUAGAUUGCUUGCUAGGGGAGCUACCUCUGCUGCUGGGAGACUGGUUGCUGAAAAUGGGACUCUGAAGGCUAUUUGGCCUCACAGUGGCCACGACCGCCCCACAGAGGAGAACUUCCAGGAGUUUAAAAGCUUCCUCAAUGACAACUUGGUUGAUAUCACUGAUGUUAAGAUGAGCCCAGCAGAGGAGGAUGAGGAAUUCUGGGGCAGCCUCAAAAGGAUCGGUUGGGAGAACGACAAAUCUGAAGAUGGCCCUGCUGCACCUGAAGAAACUGGCUCUCUUCAGACAACUCAAGUCGUUCAAACAACAUCUACAGAAACAGAAAAACGCGAGCAACCAGUGGUGGCGCGCGAGAAGAUCCUUCAGAGGAGAUGGUGGUAGCAGCUGCACCCCUGUGGUAGCAUCAGCAUCUACAGAAGAACCAGUGGUAGCAUCAGCACCAACAUCAACAUCUACAGAUCCUUCAGAGGAUCAACAUCUACAGAAGAACCAGUGGUAGCAGCUGCACCCCUGUGGCCACGAACCUGGCCGUGGAGAUGCAGGGACGCCUGCCCAUGCUACAGCAACGAGGAGGGGAAGAUGGAGCCGCGGCGGAAGAUGGAGCCGCGGCGCCUGAGCCUGGCAGCGGCGGAAGAUGGAGCCGCGACGCCUAAGCCUGGCAGCGGCGGAAGAUGGAGCCGCGGCGCCUGAGCCUGGCAGCAGUGGAAGAUGGAGCCUCGGCGCCUGAGCCUGGCGGCGGCGGAGACGGAGCUCGAUGUGCUGGAGUCACCGGCGCUAUCUUGCUGCCGGAGAUGGAGCUCGAGGUACUCGGAGGUGGGGAGCUCGAGGUGCUGGGUGCGGGAGCUCGAGGAGCUGACGCCGGCGACGGGAUCCUAGUGCUGGGGAUGGAGCUCGAGGUUCUGGCAGGCGGGAGAUUGAGGUUCUGGCCGGGGGACGGAGGUUCCGCGCGGUGGAUCGCGACGAGCGGACGGAGAACUGGGUACUGGAUUGUAAUGAUUUUAAAUUUCGGAAGGGCCUUAUUGUAAAAUUGAUUUGUUCACGAUUCCGCCCCCCUGGAGUCAUCUAUUAUCGAACGGAGGGAGUACCUACUAAAGUGGGAAGCAUGUCCAUGCUUUCAGCCUCAGAAGUUCUUAUCUCUACUCCUAAUGGAGCAGUUGGUGAAUAGUCCGCCGGUUAUUUUUC
Triticum dicoccoides is the source of this 2909-nucleotide messenger RNA. RefSeq names its product IQ domain-containing protein IQM4-like. The transcript has 6 exons. The record is from RefSeq and is a predicted model, not a curated record. Bases 1659 to 2108 code for a protein of 149 amino acids. Lineage: Eukaryota; Viridiplantae; Streptophyta; Magnoliopsida; Poales; Poaceae.